Messenger RNA from Microdochium trichocladiopsis, 904 nucleotides. RefSeq lists its product as uncharacterized. The coding region runs from base 76 to 762 and encodes 228 amino acids. The transcript has a single exon. Lineage: Eukaryota; Fungi; Ascomycota; Sordariomycetes; Xylariales; Microdochiaceae. The record is from RefSeq and is a predicted model, not a curated record.
CUACACGUGAACUGAGAAAAGAACGAUCCCCCAAAAAUGUGAUACACUGUGAAAGGUGCUUGUUGUGGUCUACAAAUGGCUUUAUGGCUUGAAGCCUUCAACCACUCCAUCCUGUCUUGCACGUCUCUGUCUCUGACAGCCCCAAAGGCGCAAGAGCCAAUCACCUUCAACCUUCAACCUCUUCCCACGCCCCAGGCACGGCCCGACCGUCUGGGUCUUGUUCCCCCCUUGCAACACCAGCUCAAUCAAUGCACACUCGGAAAUCCAGAGUUGUUUGCUUUUGCCUUGCUUGAUAUGCUUGCUUGCUUACCUGCCCCGAACAUUGCGGACCACUUGACUGCUGACAACACAAUCUCUAAGCACGCACGCAAGGACGUGAUUACCAACCCAUUCCUAAGUCAUUACUCAACUCAACACCAGACAGUCCCUGCUGCACACACAAACACACACGCAAAAAAAAGGAACUUUCAUGCGAAUACAUCACAUCAUGCAGCAACCACCACCACCAACUUGCAUAAACCACGCGCACGGGGGAGGGAGGGGGAUACAUCCCAUGCUGUGCCCUCAACAACCGGGGAUAUUAAACCCCCCGUCCCUCCCUUCCCUUUCCUUUCCUUUGAUCCGAUGUUCACCGGAGACUUUUAUCUUGAGCCCGGGUUGGGACGGGGGGAUGCGCCGAUUUAUCAAACAGUCUUGAAACUGCCUCAGUGUGGGAGGAAAGGAAAGAAAAAAAAAAUCGGGCAAAAGUACUUGUCCGGAUGAAAAUGUGCAUGCCCCCCUGGCGCCGUGCCUGGUCCUUCCGAAACGUGCUUGGCGGGCGGCGUCGCAGCAUCCAUGUUGUGCUGGGCUGGUGAUAUAUUGCACUCUCAUUAACUGCCGCAUGGGGUAGCAGAAGGGGGGCCUG